Dicrocoelium dendriticum is the source of this 591-nucleotide messenger RNA. Lineage: Eukaryota; Metazoa; Platyhelminthes; Trematoda; Plagiorchiida; Dicrocoeliidae. The record is from the annotation of a GenBank genome assembly.
AUGGCUGAUCACGGCGGGGAUGUCGAUUCUGAGGAUAGCUCCGUGGAAUACAAGGCCCCUCCAAAGAAAACCUUGCAAGAGCUGCAGCAGCUUGACCAAGAGGACGAAAGCCUGAAACGAUAUAAAGAAGCGCUCCUAGGUGCAUUGGAUUUGAAAGCCGAUGUUCCAUUCCCGAAUAACCCUAAAUGUGUUGUUUUUGAGUCCUUCACUGUCUGCGUCGAAGGACAACCGGAUCGGACGAUCAGUCUACUAGAUGAAAGUAGUCUGGACAAUCCCGACUGCAAUCGAAUACCGAUUCCUGAGGGCACCAGCUAUCAUAUCGAGGUUCGGUACUACGUCCAACGAGAUAUUGUGACCGGGUUGCAAUACGAACAAUCCGUUCACCGAGGACCGCUGCGAGUUGACCACUCCACUGUCAUGCUGGGCAGCUACGCUCCGCAACGGGAUGUCCGUGUUUGGAAAUCAGAAAUGCUCGAGGCACCCAAGGGCGUAGUGCAUCGAGGCACUUAUUCCAUCAAAAGCCGGUUCAGAGACGUAGACAAAACCGAGUACAUAUCUUGGAAGUGGAGCAUCGAUGUCUGCAAGCCCUGA